AGGCAGAACGCGAUGAGGUGAAUUGCAGAGUCGGCAAGGCUAGGUCUCGCUGCACUGCUCCUCCAAGCCACGACAAUAUUUCCAACGUAGUAACGUAUCAUUCAGUUACACUACGUGUUCUUAUCGUAUUGGUUUCUCUUUCACCUGUUCCUUACUUAACCCUCCUCCAUACCUUCUUCUCUUUCCCCCUCUCUUUUCCAUACCUUAUUCUUCACACUUCUUUUCCAUCACAUACUUCCCACCAUGGCUGAAAAGGUGACCGUAAUGAGACUCAAGGUUGAUCUCCAGUGCCACAAAUGCUACAAGAAGGUCAAGAGAAUUCUCUGCAAAUUCCCUCAAAUUCGAGACCAGUUUUAUGACGAGAAGCAUGACAUCGUCACCAUAACUGUGGUAUGCUGUAACCCGGAGAAGCUGAGAGACAAGAUUUGCUGCAAAGGCUGUGGGACUAUCAAAAGCAUUGAAAUUGUCGAACCGCCCAAGCCCAAACCACCCGAGAAGCCUAAGCCUGAAAAACCCACCGAACCGGUGAAGCCAGAGAAGCCCAAGCCCGAAAAACCCAUCGAACCGGUGAAGCCAGAGAAGCCCAAGCCCGAAAAGCCCCCUCCCCCGACGAAACCGAAUCCGCCCGCUCCAGAGCCGGUGGCUCCGCCCGCUCCAUUGCCGGUGGCUCCGCCCGCUCCAGUGCCGGUGGCUCCGCCCGCUCCGGUGCCGGUGCCGGUUCCGGUGCCAGCGCCGCCGCCAAGGCCGGUGCCUUGUCCGGUUCCAGCGCCGCCGCCAAGGCCGGUUCCGAUCGGAGUAUGCUGUGUACCAUGCUAUGAAGGUCAGGGAGGUGGACCAUGCUUUCAUGGGCACGGUGGGCCACCACCAUGUUAUGAUAUUUGUUAUGGAAGACCUAUUUACGACAGUUACGGUGGGUGCAGGCCCUGUUACGUGAGCCGUUGCGAUGAAUAUUUCUGUGAAGAUAACGCCUCUGCCUGCUCAAUUAUGUGAUCGUCGUCUCCACGAUCACCUUCUGUUUAUUCAUCGAUUCUGUCAUCUGUGCUGUGCCGCUCAUGCAUGCAAUCAUCAACCCAAGGAAUAAUAAUCUUCUUUGUCUUUUGUGAGUACAAAUUAAUUACAAUUCUAAUACAUGUUACCUGAAAUGUCUUACAUGUUCACUACUCUUGAUCAAUAAAGUUUCUCUGGUAAAA
Molecule: messenger RNA, 1190 nt
Organism: Vigna angularis (adzuki bean)
Lineage: Eukaryota; Viridiplantae; Streptophyta; Magnoliopsida; Fabales; Fabaceae
Product: extensin-like
Exons: 3
Coding region: 244-990 (248 amino acids)
Biological process (GO): regulation of defense response to fungus
Molecular function (GO): metal ion binding
Source: RefSeq, a predicted model, not a curated record